GUCAGAGCAGGUUUCUUUCCAGAGGAAGCAAAUAUUUUUGCUCCCGCCGCCGUCGAAUGCCCGCUCGUUGGCCGGAGCGCGUGGAUCCGUCGGGUGAUGCAGUGCCGUCCCUAAAGGGGACCUGUCAUUACGCAUCAGGUCACAUCUCGUUAUGAUCCGUUACGAGAUGUGACCCGCAUGGUCUUUCCUGUUGGUCUCAAUUGCACUUCUUGCUUUAAGCCUAAUUUCAUUCCCAAGAACGCCAUGUCGUCGUCUCUUCCGUCUCAAAGGCCAUCUCCUGGCUCUGGAACGGCUACACCAGCCUUUGAAUUUACUAAGAGAAAAAGAUGGGCAGAUUUGCUGAUCUCGGAACUCGCCGACACAUGUAUCUUUGUAUUGUCCUCUACGCUCAAAAUUCUCUAUUGCAAUCCCGCUGUUUACGAUCUUUUGGGAUGGAAGGAAGGAGAUAUAAUUGAUCAUGAGUUCACUGAUCUUGUUCAUGCCGACGACCACCCAAUCUUUCGAGCUUCUUUCGAUGAAAGUCUAGGGGGAAGGAAAGAACUCCUGGCUUAUGUUCGUCUCAAAUGCGGUACACCCGCAACAUCCUAUCCGUUCAUGCCAAUGAAGGAAGUCCUCUACGAAAUAAAAGGUUAUCCACGAUUUGUUCUGGAGAAUAAUCCUUCGUCUGGGUGUCAGUGUUUCUUCGCUAUGGCCAAACCAUACAUUAGUCGGAAUAUCACCAUGCUGAACACGCUUAUGGAAGUGCAGCUCGAGAACGAGCAUCUGCAGACCAGACUCAAGGCAUUGAGGGCGAAACAGCACUCUGCUCCGUCUUCCUUAUACUCCACUUCUUCGGCUUUGUUCACUCAACCACAACGCCAGCAAGCGGAUAGCAAGAGUCCGUUCUAUCUAGGCCCAGAUACAGUCAAAUCCCCACUCAAGUCGUCGUUCGAUAUUUCAACGAUACCGAGCAAUUCAGGACCCGGAGACGAGGAAUCUGAAGACGGGCAUAAGAAGAAGAAGCUCAAGAAGAUGCAUCAUACCGAGCAAUAUGUUUGUGUUACCUGUGGGCGUACCGAUUCCCCAGAAUGGCGCAAAGUGAGAUUUCAUUCGCGAACUAUAAACUUUCUUAAUAAGGUACAUCGACAGGGACCGAUGGGGCCAAAGACUCUCUGUAACGCUUGUGGACUACGAUGGGCAAAACAGAUGCGCAGAACAGAUGAUCCCACUGAAGCUGGCGGUUUGGUUGAAGCAAACUGAUGGCUCGAAAAUAUUUCUUUUGGUUGAACUCGGGGGAACAUUGAAUAGCAAUAUCACAAGAACUGUCUCGCAAAUACAAGGACUUCAUCCGCACUUGCAUUCGCAUACAUAUACAUAUAUUAUUAAACACU
Lentinula edodes (shiitake mushroom) is the source of this 1370-nucleotide messenger RNA. Its product is annotated as white collar photoreceptors-like protein. The transcript is spliced from 4 exons. Gene Ontology annotation, molecular function: sequence-specific DNA binding; zinc ion binding; protein binding. Bases 178 to 1239 code for a protein of 353 amino acids. Gene Ontology annotation, biological process: regulation of DNA-templated transcription. NCBI's taxonomy places the organism in Eukaryota, Fungi, Basidiomycota, Agaricomycetes, Agaricales, Omphalotaceae. The record is from RefSeq and is a predicted model, not a curated record.